Oikopleura dioica is the source of this 1068-nucleotide messenger RNA. The record is from the annotation of a GenBank genome assembly. Lineage: Eukaryota; Metazoa; Chordata; Appendicularia; Copelata; Oikopleuridae.
AUGACGGAAGUCGUGGAAAAAGUUGAAGAGGGAAAAGUGGCGAAAAAGUCGAGAAAGAACAAAUUCAAGAAUCCGGGAUGGCAGGAGAAGAAGAUUUUGAAGGCAGAACAAGUGAAAGAGAUCUUGGAACAGAAAGCGAAGAAUAAUGAAGAAAAGAUCGGAAAGAAAAAGGAAAUCUUACAGAAAAAGAAAAAGUCGAGAAGAGGCCAGAAGAAGGAUAAGUUAAAGAAAAAGAACGAUUCCUCAAAACCCCCAAAAACUCCUUCAAAGCCACAAAAAGUCGAAAAAGAAGACGAAGAAUCGGACUCAGAAGAAAUGGAAGUUUCUCCCUCAAACAAUCCCUUCGCCGCGUUGGAAGACAACGAAGAAAUACCAGAAAUCAAGCCCGUUAACCCCGCAUUGGCGCGAAGAAGAGCGUUGAAAGAAAAGCUCGAGACACAGUUGAAGGCGGCGGAAUUCCGAUUUAUCAACGAGCAAUUGUACAGAAGCGACGAUAAAAGUUGCAAAAAGAUUUUGGCUGGAGAUGCGGCGAAAAUUUAUCACGAAGGUUUCGCAAAGCAGGUAGAAAAAUGGCCGGUUAAUCCAGUCGACUUAAUCAUCAGUUACAUCGACAAAAAGCUCCCCCGAAACCACGUGAUCGUCGACAUGGGCUGCGGGGAAGCCAAAUUAUCUGCGUCACUCAAGCACAAGGUUCACUCAUUUGACCUGGUGAAACACAACGAGCGAGUCACAGCAUGUGACGUUCGAAAAACGCCACUUGAAACAAACGAAGCCGACUGUGUUGUUUUCUGCCUCGCCUUGAUGGCAGAAAGAGUCGAUGAAUUUAUUAAAGAAGCGAAUAGAAUAACGAAAACUGGCGGAAAAUUGAUCAUUGCGGAGGUCAAAUCAAGAUUGGAGAAUGAAAAGAAAUUCAAGAAAGCCCUGGGGUCUUAUGGCUACACGAUGGUAUCCGAAAAUGACAGCAACACUCACUUCACACUUUUGGUUUUGAAGAAGUUCCGCGACAUUGAGCCAAAAGCCAAAUUGCCUGCGUUGAACUUUCGUGCCUGUCAAUACAAAAAGCGAUAA